UUUCCGGUCCUUACCGGAAAACCCUUUCCACGCCAGUUGUUCGUAACAAUAGAGUAUCUUGUUUGGGGUUGAAGUCGUUCUGUGUGUUAAAUUUGGUUUCGUGUCAGCCGUGCGGUUGCAGAAUCGCACGGAGCUCUCAAUUUGGAGUUCUGAGCUACGUUCCGGAGCUUCCGGCUACGACUGAUGUUGCUUCCCCUCCACCCCUAUCGGCGUUGGGAAGUGCUUCUAGGUGGUGCUUGUUUUCCCCGACCCUUUUUUCCUCUUUGCCGUGCUGCACGUGCGGCUUCUGUCUCCAUAUGACGUCCGCCUCGGCCCAGCCAGCAACCCUGAGUGCUGAACAGGCCAAGGUGGUCCUGGCGGAGGUGAUCCAGGCGUUCUCGGCCCCUGAGAACGCCGUGCGCAUGGACGAGGCUCGGGACAACGCGUGCAACGACAUGGGCAAGAUGCUGCAGUUCGUUCUGCCCGUGGCCACGCAGAUCCAGCAGGAGGUUAUCAAAGCCUAUGGCUUCAGCUGCGACGGGGAAGGUGUCCUUAAAUUUGCCCGCUUGGUCAAGUCCUACGAAGCCCAGGAUCCUGAGAUCGCCAGCCUGUCAGGGAAGCUGAAGGCACUGUUCCUGCCCCCCAUGACACUGCCACCCCAUGGGCCUGCUUCUGGUGGCAGCGUGGCUGCCUCCUGAGAGUUGGCCUUCGCCUGUUCUAUUGCCAGGGAAGGGAAGACCUUGGCGUUCCAGAAGAUAAUAAAUGUGCCUGUGGCUUA
Propithecus coquereli (Coquerel's sifaka) is the source of this 757-nucleotide messenger RNA. RefSeq names its product chromosome unknown open reading frame, human C12orf57. The coding region runs from base 297 to 677 and encodes 126 amino acids. Gene Ontology annotation, biological process: post-embryonic development. Lineage: Eukaryota; Metazoa; Chordata; Mammalia; Primates; Indriidae. The record is from RefSeq and is a predicted model, not a curated record. The transcript has 3 exons.